Molecule: messenger RNA, 1416 nt
Organism: Ambispora leptoticha
Lineage: Eukaryota; Fungi; Glomeromycota; Glomeromycetes; Archaeosporales; Ambisporaceae
Source: the annotation of a GenBank genome assembly
AUGAAAAUUUUGGCUACUAGACUAAAUGAAGUUUGUAAAUCCAUAAUUCCAAACCAUCAACAGGGCUUUGUUACACAAAGAUCAAUAGCAGAUGCUGCUCUAGAUAUCCUCACAACUAUGAGAAAUCAAACGGACAUUACUAAACAACACUGGAUGCUCUUUGUGGACCAGAAAAAAGCCUUUGACAGAGUCGAUCACACAUACCUACAAACAGUUUUAGAAAAAAUGAACUUCGAUAUAAGAUUCAGAAGAGUAAUCGAAAACUUGUUUUCAAACCAAGAAGCACAUAUAAUGGACUCGGGGGAUAUCUCAACUUUUGAACCUUUACUGAAAGCGAUAGAAAAUGAAAUCCAAGGAAUACCGGUUCAAGGACACUUUUUCAAAACAGUAGCAUACGCAGAUGAUUUAACAAUAGGGAUAGGAUCUCCUUCAGAUUGGAAUCGGGUACUAGAAUUAUUUCACAUAUACGAAAGUGCCUCCAAUGCCAAAAUUAAUGAAAGCAAGACAAAGCUAGUACCUCUUACAGUUAUGGCCAGAAGGGUUGAGCUCACAAAAGAAAAACAAUUUACAAAAAUAGCAAAGCAAGAAGCAAUCACAAUACUAGGUUACGAAAUCUAUUCAAAUGGAACACACAAAAAAGACUUAUGGACCACAGUUACCACAAAGAUCAAGAAUCUUACAGACAAGUUCUCUCAAAGAAAUCUUUCCUUUAGAGGGAAAAUCCUAGUAGCAAAUUCGCUCGUACUUGCACGAAUAUGGUAUGCAGCAUACCUACUUCCUCCAAGUAGAAAGCAAAUACUCAACCUUCUGCUAUCCUAUGAACAUGGAGGUCUUCAAGCCCCAAUAGUUAGCAACAUGCUCAAUGCAAGAAUGCUAACUGUAUGGACCAGACUAACUACUGGUGACUGCCUAUGGGCAAAAAUUGAACGAAACAGGAUCUCCUCCUAUUUAAAACAAAAAAGAGAUAUUACAGUAUUACAAUCUCUAACAUCAAAUCCAAUUAAAUCUAAAGCCUGGCCAACAGAAUGGAAACCAUAUCUGGCAGCAUGGAAAAAAAUCCAAGGGAAAAUCACAGCAAACCACAAUUGGCCCUGGAAAAUAGAAGACCUCAAAGUUGACGAGAAACAAAAUAUAGACUUCACAGUAAAAAACUUAAUAGGAAUUUUAAGAAAAAGAACAGUUGCUCCAACAAAUACCAUACUUUUAACAGACAUCAAAAUGGACUGGCUUUUUAUAAAAGCAAACAACAACAAGAAAAAAGAUAUAUUAUGGCGUAUGUAUCAUAAAGCCCUCCCUUUAGGAUAUCGGCUACAACAUAUAUCCGCAACAGAGUCAGGAAAAUGCCUAUGGUGUCCAGAGGAACUUCAAACAAUAGAACAUUUUGCACUCGAGUGUAUUAUAAGUAAAAAAAUAUAG